UCUCUCUCAUUCAGGUGAAGUCUUAGAGAGAGAUAUUAGGGAGAGGGAGAGAGGAGGAGGAGGAAGAAGAAGAAGAUGUUAGAGAAGAUUGGGUUGCCUCCGAAACCGUCGCUUCGAGGAAACAAUUGGGUGGUUGAUGCCUCUCAUUGUCAAGGAUGUUGUUCCCAAUUCACCAUGUUCAAUCGGAAGCAUCAUUGCCGCAGAUGUGGAGGGCUGUUUUGCAAUAAUUGCACUCAGGAGAGGAUGUAUUUGCGUGGCCAAGGAGAUUCACCAGUGAGAAUAUGUGAUCCUUGCAAAAAGCUAGAAGAAGCAGCAAGACUGGAGGCCCGACAUGGAUACAAGAUUAGAGCUGCAAAAGGUUCCUCCAAACCAGCAACAAAACCAGAGGAUGAGUUAGAUCUCAUCCUUGGUACUGAUGGAAAGCACAGCUUACGGUCUGUGGAGGAUAUGGUUUCUGAUGUUCUUGCAGCUGGUACUUCUUCACAGAAAUUUGAAGCCACCCAGCGAAGGGAAUUUGACAUCUCUGGAAGCAGGUCUUCUAGUGCAGAUGAUAUAGGAUCUGGCGAUCCAGAGGACUUGCGGAAGAGAGCUCAGGAAGAGAAAAGAAAGUAUAAUAUUCUAAAACGUGAAGGAAAAUCUGAUGAAGCGCUUCGUGCCUAUAAGCGAGGAAAGGAGCUUGAGAGACAAGCUGCAUCAUUAGAACUUGCUCUACGGAAGAAACAAAAAAAUCCUUCUUCUGUGCUCACUUCCCUAAGCUCUGAUAGAGCAAAUAAUCAAGCUUCAAGUUCUGGCAGGAAGACAAAGUCAGACAAGCAAGGUAAAGAAAAAGAUGACCUCACUUCUGAACUAAAAGAGCUUGGAUGGUCAGAAGCAGACUUGCAUGAUGCCGAUAAGAAGCCUGAAAAAAUGACACUGGAAGGCGAGCUGAUUAAUCUUCUCAAGGAAGUCCCUCAAAAAUCUAGUCUCAGAAAAGAAACGAAUGAUGCUGACAAGGCCCGGAUAGUUGCUCUGAAAAGAAAUGCUUUAAAGCUCAAACGCGAAGGAAGACUUGCAGAGGCAAAGGAGGAGUUAAGGCAAGCUAAAAUCUUAGAGAAGGAACUAGAGGAGAAGGAAUUUUUGGGUGAUGACAAUGAUGAAUCUGAUGAUGAAAUAGCUGCUCUUAUUUGUUGUAUGGAUAAUGACAACCAUGACAAUACAGAAACAAACUUUGCUAGUGAUGUCAAUUUGAACUUAAGCUACAUUAUAGAUGCUGGCGAUGGGAUUGCUGUUGAUGGUGAUUUUGAUGUAACGGAUGAUGAUAUGAAUGAUCCAGAGAUAGUGGCAGCCUUGAGAUCAUUUGGCUGGGAAGAAGAACCAGCUAUGCCAUCUUCUGUGAACCUUGAGGCUCUAAGAAAUGAAGUGCUUUCUUUGAAGAGAGAAGCAGUAAGAUUAAAACGUGAAGGUAAUAAUGCAGCAGCCAUGGAGCAGCUAAAGAAAGCCAAGCUUCUAGACGAAGACCUUCAACAUUUCCAGUCUGAAGGUACCAACUGCCAAGCAACUACUACUACAUUCCGAUCUUCAGCAGAUACCCAUGCAUUCAGUGAAGAUACUAAGACUACAAGAAGUCUUGUUUCCACACGUUCAUCCAAAAGCAAAUCAGAAAUCCAGAAGGAGUUAUUGGGACUUAAAAGGAAAGCUCUUGCACUUAGGAGGGAGGGAAGGGUGGAUGAAGCUGAGGAAGAACUGAAAAAAUGCAAAGCCUUAGAGAUUCAACUAGAUGAGGUUGAAAAUGCUAAAAAAAUGGCACCUACUAUUGGAAAGGGUUCGGGUUUUGAUGAUGAGCUUCAUGGUAUUUCUGGGAAUUCUGUGCUUCCUGAGGAAGGAAUGGAGGAGGUUUCGGAAGAAGAUAUGCAUGAUCCCUCGUUAUUAUCAAUCCUUAACACUCUUGGUUGGACGGAUGGAGAUGAACCUCAUGUGACUGGUCCACUUGAAUCUUCCAACAGAGUGAACCAUGCCGUGGUUCCUGAUAAUGGCACUUCUGAACUGGAAGUUAAGGUGAGGCGAAACAGAGCAGAAAUCCAGAAGGAGUUGUUAUCGGUCAAAAGGAGGUCUCUUGCUUUAAGACGCCAAGGGAAGUUGGAAGAGGCAGAGGUAGAGCUCAAGAAAGCUAAGGUGUUGGAAGAUGAAAUGAAAGAAAUGGAUUCCUCACAGAUGGAUUUGACAGUCGGUGUGGAAGACACAGUAGUCAAGAACCCGAAGGAAACUAAUUUUGGACACUUGAAUGUAACCAAGCAACAACAACAACAAGAAGCUGGAAAAAUUGGAGAGGAAAGAAGCAGUUUUUCUGCCUUGUCAUCAUUAUCAUUGAAAAAUGGAGGAUCAGGAGAUGGUGCAGCCUCAGCAAUGGAUGCUAAGGUACAGAGGACUAGAGCCGAAAUCCAGAAAGAACUAUUGGGGAUCAAAAGGAGGUCCCUUGCCUUGCGGCGUCAAGGAAAGCUUGAGGAGGCAGAAGAGGAGUUAAAGAAAGCGAAAAUAUUGGAGGCUCAAAUUGAGGAGAUUGAUUCCUUAAAAGAGAGUCCUGUUUUGGAUUUGAAUUCUGUUUUUGAUAAUGAACUGACACACCUGGCGUUUGGAUCUUCUGCUCUAAGCAAGCAGAAGGAUGGUGCUGGACUAUCGGCUGAGGAAACCUCAAUGGGUGUAGAUACGCGAGAUGCUCCAGUAAUUGUUGAUGCCAUGAAAGGUACUGAUUUGAAGAAAAACAACUUUGCUGAACAUCCUGGAAGAAAAUUAGAAACUUCAGUGCUGGUAACCUCUCAGAAUGAGCCAAAUAUGUCCAAGUCACUUGCUGGAUUGCAUGGGUCCUUUGACCUAUUGCAGGAGGAAAGUCUAUCUGCUCUUGUUUUGCCUCAAGCGACGAAGCCUUCUUACAUAUCAGAUUUACUAACGGGAGAGGACUUGGUUGGAAGUCAUUUAACUCACAGGAGAGCGAAUGAUAGCGAAGCUCUUUCCACUUCUAAUGCUGAAGGUGGAACCUCAUCUGUACAAUUGCUGCAAACCUUUGAACCCGAUGCAACCAAGGAAAAAACAAACAUCAAGGAUGGGUUUUCGUCUGGUGCUAUCCUUGUAGAUGGGGUUAGAGAGCACGCAAAGACCUCUGGGUCCUUCAGAACAGUAGCAGAAGUAGAUUCUCAUGCUAAAAAUACAUCUGUCAAGAGCAUUGCAGAUCAAGUUUCUCCCCAACAAGAGAUUUUGGCUCACAAAAGAAGGGCUGUUGCUUUGAAGAAAGAAGGGAAACUUGCAGAAGCCAAAGAAGAACUAAGACAUGCCAAGAUCUUGGAGCAGGGCCUGGAAGCUGGUGGAGACAACAAGAAAGGCAACAGUCCUGCUGCAUCUGAUCCUGGAAGGAAGCAACAUACUCGGUCAUUCUCUAGCACGCAAAGUGUUACUUUGCCACAUGAUUCUGCUUCUAGUGACACUUCCAUAUCUCCAGAGAGUAAACACCAAGGACAAGCUCACAAGCCAGUUUCUGGUCGAGAUCGCUUCAAGUUGCAGCAGGAGUGUCUUUCUCACAAGCGCCAAGCUUUGCGGCUAAGAAGAGAGGGUCAAAUGGAGGAAUCUGAAAGGGAGUUUGAACUGGCAAAAGCCCUCGAAAGUCAGCUGGAAGAAGCACCUAACAACCGAACUCCUGAUGUUAGUGCAGAGGCAACAGACGAUGUGUCUGUUGAGGAUCUCCUUGAUCCUCAACUCCUCUCUGCUCUUCAAGCAAUAGGUAUUCCGGGCCUUGGACUUCCAACACCAACCCCACAGGUCCGUGAAGCUAAAGGUAACAUCCCAAGGCAGCAAGUUAGUUCAAACGUUGGCUCUAGUAAAAAUCCAAGUCAAGAGAGAUCCCAGCUGGAAGAGCAGAUUAAAGCAGAAAAGGUGCAAGCUCUUCACUUGAAACGGGCUGGAAAACCGGCUGAAGCAAUGGAUGCUCUUCGCCGUGCUAAGCUGCUGGAGAAGAAGCUUAAUUCUCUAUCUUCCUAGUAGUUGAGAUUGCCAAGUUUUUUACCAUGGAUGUCAUGUGUACAGUUCAGAUUCAGAAUGUGUUUUGUAACUUGAGUUGUACAUGCAUUCACUUACGAGGUGGCAUCCCGGCAUGGUUGUUGCUGCGUCUGUUACAUGUUCAAUAAUCGCUUUUAUCUUGUGUGCAAGAAAUGUUAAAGGUUCCUUUGCAUGAAAGGUUUCUA
This is a messenger RNA of Nymphaea colorata (pocket water lily), 4208 nucleotides long. RefSeq lists its product as uncharacterized. Bases 76 to 4005 code for a protein of 1309 amino acids. NCBI's taxonomy places the organism in Eukaryota, Viridiplantae, Streptophyta, Magnoliopsida, Nymphaeales, Nymphaeaceae. The record is from RefSeq and is a predicted model, not a curated record. The transcript is spliced from 3 exons. Gene Ontology annotation, molecular function: protein binding; metal ion binding.